Molecule: messenger RNA, 1527 nt
Organism: Peniophora sp. CBMAI 1063
Lineage: Eukaryota; Fungi; Basidiomycota; Agaricomycetes; Russulales; Peniophoraceae
Source: the annotation of a GenBank genome assembly
AUGCUCACCUUCUACAACCCGUACAUCAUUGGAGCCAUCUCUACGAUGGGAGGGUUCCUCUUCGGUACUGAUAUCUCGUCUAUCUCCGCCUUCAUUGGCGUCGACUCGUACAAGGACUACUUUGGUCACCCCGACGAUAUCGUGCAGGGCGGUAUCACUGCUGCCAUGCCCGGUGGCGCGUUCAUCGGUGCCAACGUCGCUGGUUACGUUAGUAACCGCUUCGGUCGCAAGCCUUCCAUCAUCAUGGCCACCGUCUUUUGGGUCGUCGGUUGCGCUCUGUGCUCUGCUGCUCAGAGCGUCGGCAUGCUCGUUGUCGGCCGUCUGAUCAAGGGCGUCUGCGUCGGCUGGUGCUCCAGCCAGGUUCCCGUCUACCUCGCCGAACAAUCGCCCAAGGAAAUCCGUGGACGCCUCGUUGGCUGCCAGCAGCUCGCUACGACUAUCGGUAUCCUCGUCAUGUUCUACAUCUCAUACGGCUGCUCCUUCAUCAAGAGCGAGACGUCCUGGCGACUUGCAUGGGGUCUGCAAAUCAUCCCUGGCUUCUUGUUGGCGAUUGGCAUGAUCUUCUGCCCUGAGUCGAAUCGAUGGCUCGCUUCCCACGAUCGCUGGGAAGAGGCCGAAUACAUCGUUCAGCGCAUUUACAACCUCCCCCUCGACUCGCCACAGGUGCAAAGCGAGAUCAAGGAGAUGCACGAAGCCAUCCGUCUUGAGCGCGAGGCUGCCGAUAUCACCUACAUGGACAUGUUCCGCGCUCGCUUGAUCACUCGUACCAUUGCCGGAAUGUCCGCUCAGCUCUGGAGUCAGCUCGUCGGUGUGAACGUUAUGAUGUACUACAUCGUUGAUAUCUUCACGAUGGCUGGCCUUACCGGCAACACCAACCUCAUCUCCUCUUCGAUCCAGUAUGUCAUCAACUUCGCCAUGACGAUUCCGGCCAUCCUCUUUGUCGACCGCUGGGGUCGCCGCAUGACUCUGCUGCUCGGUUCCGCGUUCAUGGCUGCUUGCAUGUUCACCGUUGCGGGUCUCCUCGCCGGCUACGGCCACUACGUCGACAGCCUCGACGGCAACCAAGACGUCAGGUGGGUUGUGCGCGGACCGCCCUCUAAGGGCGUCAUCGCCGCCUGCUACCUGUUCGUUGCCGCAUUCGCCGUUUCUUGGGGCCCGGUCAGCUGGAUUUACAUCUCCGAGAUCUUCCCUCUGCCCGUUCGUGCCAAUGCCGCCGGUCUCGCCACCGCGACCAACUGGAUCAUGAACUUCGCUCUCGCCUUCUUCGUCCCCGUCGCCUUCAGGAACAUCCAGUGGAAGACGUACAUUAUCUUCGGCGUGUUCUGCAUUGCUUCCUUUGUGCAGGUCUUCUUCACCUACCACGAGACCAAGGGACGCUCGCUCGAGGACAUCUCCGCUCUGUUCGAGUCUGGUGUUUCGCCGUUCGCCAAGGCACCUCCGGCCGAUGCCCUUGCGCGCGUCAAGAAGGCAGACUCGGUCUCCGACCACGACUCCGCAAGCCACCACGUCCCCGACGAGAAGGCGUAA